UAUUGCAUUACUCCUCAGUUUCUUGUCUAUUCCUCUCUUCUCAAAUCAUCUUUCUUCACUCUCUUUCCUCAUCAAACAUCUUCCAUGGCAAACGCCUGGAGAAGAGAUCGAUCGUCAAAUCUCCUAUCCCCAAACUCUCUCUUCAUACUCCUUUCUCUCUCCUUCCUCCUUCUCCUCCUCUUCUUCCUCUCUUCUAAAUCCUCAAAUCUCACUAAUAACCCCACCUCAGAUUUCAAAAUCUCCCUAAAUCCCUUCACCUCCAAACUUCCACCAUUUAAUUGCUUUAAAUCUCCGCAAUCUCACCCAGUAAUCGCCAACAUUGUUGAAGGUGUCAAAUACCCUUUUCUUUACUCGCUCUCUGAUCUUGGAAACUUGCCUGAAAAACCCCAUAAAAAUAUCCAGAGAAUUCUCAAGAAGAAGCCCUUUAAAAAGCCUGACAUUUCUUCUACUGUUCAGGAACUUCUGGGUAAGUAUCAGGCUGAGGGUAAAAAUGGGAUUUUUGUUGAUGUGGGUGCAAAUGUCGGUAUGGCUAGUUUUGCUGCUGCUGUGAUGGGUUUUCGGGUUUUGGCAUUUGAACCUGUUUUUGAGAAUUUGCAGAGGAUUUGUGAUGGGAUUCACUUCAAUCGAGUUGGGGAAUUUGUUACUGUUUUUGACGCUGCCGCAUCUGAUCGUUUUGGGAGUAUAACUUUCCAUAAGCUAGUUGGUCGGCUAGAUAACAGUGCUGUUUCUGCUGCUGGUGCGAAGUUGGCAUUUAAAUCAAAUGAAGAGAUAGCGGUUGAAGUGAAGACCAUACCACUUGAUGAAAUUAUACCAGAUUCAGAACCUGUGCUUCUGCUUAAAAUUGAUGUUCAAGGCUGGGAAUAUCAUGUUUUGAAGGGUGCCAAAAAGCUACUCUCUAGAAAAGGAGUUGAAGCCCCUUAUUUGAUAUACGAAGAAGAUGAACGCUUGUUGCAAGCAAGUAACACAACGGCCAAAGAAAUCCGAGACUUCCUAGGGAGUGUGGGUUAUGUUGAUUGCACUAUGCAUGGUACUGAUGCUCAUUGUACCAAGAAGAUUUGAGGUAUGACUGAAAUUUCUUGCUAGAAAUACAUAGUCUAGUCCACCCAAGUGAGAAGUUUGUAAGUUCUAAAGAAUCACUAUGCAACACUCAGAACAAACAUACGAAGUGGGACAAAGCAGGAAUUCUUUGUUGGUGACCGGAUAACUAAUUACCUAUACUGAUAUUGUACUGAUUAAUCUGUUGAGGGUCAGCCAAAGUAGGAUUACUUAUGGCUGUGGGAAAUUGUUGUUAUCUGCAUUUUCCACUAUCAGUUAUGUGAGCUAAACUGAUAAGAGAUAGAGGUAGAAACAGGAUCUAGGCAGCUCUGUAUGGAGCUUGUAAUUGAUUUCAUUAAUGUCCUAAUGAUUAUUAUUCUUUGAUCCAUGUCCUGUAUUGUUUUACCUUUUUUAAAAUGUAAACUUUUAAAUCAUAUAUAACCAGAAGCAGGUUCUUGAA
Molecule: messenger RNA, 1495 nt
Organism: Spinacia oleracea (spinach)
Lineage: Eukaryota; Viridiplantae; Streptophyta; Magnoliopsida; Caryophyllales; Amaranthaceae
Exons: 2
Coding region: 85-1059 (324 amino acids)
Source: RefSeq, a predicted model, not a curated record